AUGAAACAUAAAUUUGAUAGGAAUCCGGAUGCGGAUUUAGUGUAUAGUUGGCCUACAGCGGAGUCUUCCAUGCGGCAGUCGCGAAGAAGUGUUUGUCCAGCAGUAACAUUACCAUCCACAUUACGCGAGUUAGGGAAAUACUUGGAUAUGAAUACUGAUAGGUAUCAAUGCAACAACUAUAAUUUUUACCAGAAAUGGAUUGUGGACAAUGAUGGAAAAUAUAGCGUGAUGUUUGCGUGCCAAGAAAUCAUUAGAGCUGUAGUGCAUCAGGGGGCCACGGAACUACACGCUGAUGCAACGUUCAAAGUAGUGCCGUCAAUGCCUCAUUGUAGACAACUGUUCAUGUUGCAUAUUUUGAUCCUGCAAAAUCACUCUGUUCCUGUAUGCUUUGUAUUGAUGGAAGUAAAGACUGAGGCUGCAUAUAGGAAAGUUUUGGAAAGAUUUUCUCGUAAAUUUCCAGAAGUCAGACCAUUGACAAUCAUGAUUGACUUCGAAACUGCACUCCGUAACGUCUUCUCUGAUGUAUACCCUGAAGCGACAGUAUCUUCGUGUUGGUUUCAUUUUGUACAGAGAUUGCAGAAAAAUAUAAAGAAGAUGGGCUACUCAAACCACGUACAACAGCACAGAGAAGCUAAAAUUUGCUUGAGAAUGUGUGCAGUAUUAGCACUAUUGCCUGCUCAUCAGAUUGAGCAGGGUUUUCAAGACAUAAAAAUGCAUGCCCAAAAUAAUGGUGUUUUGAUACCGAGAUUUUUUACAUAUUUUACCAGUUUUUGGCUAACUCGCAAAGGUCCAGAGUGUUUUUCGGUUUACAACCAACCACGCCGAACGAACAAUAAUGUGGAAUGUUUCCAUUCGAAUCUUAAACAGACUUUUCAAGUGUCACACCCAAAUUUGUGGAGAAUGUUGGAUCACUUGAAAAAUAUAUCCAUUAAGCAGUAUAUUGUGAUUAAUCAAUUGGCAGCAGGAAUGGCUACAACACGAAACACAAAAUUCAAAUUUAUUUUAAAUAGCUUGCGUAUAAAGCAUGCAACAGCUCUACUUGCUACAGGAGCAAUAACAAGAAAAGAAUUUUUGCUGCAGUGCUCACACUGUGUGGAUGGAUAUCUCACCAGAGAACUAAAUUGGCAUGAUGCUACCGAUGAUUCUGAAGAUGAGGUCCAAGAUGGGCAAAUGAAUGCACCUCCCCAGGAAGUACCAAAUGUAGAUGGAAAUCCAGCUCUUAUAAAUAUAGAUGAACAAAAUGAUACUUCUUAUAAUGAGGCUGAUUUCUUCGUACCUGAAGACUUAGCUCUAGCUUUUUGGCAAGUAAAUUAUGCAAGUGACGAAGAAGAUGAAGUUCCGUAUGCCCCCGUCCCUCAAAAUAUAGAAGAAUAUUUACCCCAGGGAAAUGUAGAGGACAUCUGUGUGAUCUGCCAUGAAAGUCGUAGAACACAUGCCCAUGAUACCAUGUGGCCAUAA
This is a messenger RNA of Metopolophium dirhodum (rose-grain aphid), 1458 nucleotides long. RefSeq lists its product as uncharacterized. NCBI's taxonomy places the organism in Eukaryota, Metazoa, Arthropoda, Insecta, Hemiptera, Aphididae. The record is from RefSeq and is a predicted model, not a curated record.